GCAGAAAUAGGAAGUUGACGCUAUAAGUAAGACGCUAUGUCAGAGACGAACAGGGUCCAUUUUAAAAGUCCUGUUGAAGAUGAUACGUGUAGAACUUUUAGUUCUCUCUCUCCUAACAGUCUUAUCAGUGGUGAUGGGAGAUACCAUUGGCUACCUGGGAGAGUCUGUCACCUUAUCCUCUGGAGCCAAUCCAUCCUGGCACAUCACCAAGAUAACGUGGUCCAUAUACAACAACGACACCUGGAUCGCAACAUUCAGGAGCAGAAAUAGCAACACAGAAUGGUUCGGGAAGUUUAAGAGUCGACUGAGUCUCAACACCUCGUCUGGUGACUUGGAGAUCAGAGAUGUUCAGAGAGGGGAUGAACUGGUUUACUCUGUUCUCCUCACACACAGUCAGGGGGAGCAGCAGAUCAGUAAGGUACCGCUCACUGUGACAGAGCGUCUCGUUGAGCCUAGUGUUCAAAAGGUCUUCAGCGUUCUGAAGGACGGACACUGUGUGAUGGCUCUUCAGUGCUCCUCUUCGGUGAAGGACACCAGAUUUUCUUGGGAGCCAGAAGCUUCGUUUGACGGCUCCUUCUCGAGGGGGGGUCCCAACGCUAACGUCUCUGUUGUCUGGGCGUCUUACAGCCCCAACAGAAAUGUCAUCUUCAUCUGUACUGCCAGCAACGGGCUCACUAACGCCUCUAAGGUUGUGAGGGAGAUAUGCCAAGAUGAACAGCCAAAGCCUGACAUGGUGGUGGAGGGGGAGAACCGCGUCCCCGGGAUCAUAAAAUUGCUCUUAGGAUUUCUGUUCGGAUGUCUUUUAACAUAUAUUUUCAGAGAGUCCCUCACAUGCUUAUCAAUCAGGUUCAACAAGAGUCGAAGCAUCAACAAGUUGUGUACUACACAUUCGGGAGUUGAAAAAAACUCCAGCCUACCUAUAGAGAGGAGUUGAACAUCGGAGCUGUCAAACCAAAACUCCAGCCUACCUAUAGAGAGGAGUUGAACAUCGGAGCUGUCAAACCAAAACUCCAGCCUACCUAUAGAGAGGAGUUGAACAUAGGAGCUGUCAAACCAAAACUCCAGCCUACCUAUAGAGUGGAGUUGAACAUCGGAGCUGUCAAACCAAAACUCUAGCCUACCUAUAGAGAGGAGUUGAACAUCGUAGCCGUCAAACCAAAACUCCAGCCUACCUAUAGAGAGGAGUUGAACAUCGAAGCCGUCAAACCAAAACUCCAGCCUCUGUCACAUGAUCUCAGUAUAUGCAACUUUUCAGGAAAGUUAGGAACCAAUAUGCACAGGCAGUUAGGAAAACAAAGGCUAGCUUUUUCAGAAUUUUUUUU
This is a messenger RNA of Oncorhynchus kisutch (coho salmon), 1322 nucleotides long. RefSeq lists its product as uncharacterized. The coding region runs from base 80 to 934 and encodes 284 amino acids. Gene Ontology annotation, cellular component: cell-cell junction; membrane. The transcript is spliced from 6 exons. Lineage: Eukaryota; Metazoa; Chordata; Actinopteri; Salmoniformes; Salmonidae. The record is from RefSeq and is a predicted model, not a curated record.